AUGACCUUUUGCUCUUGGGGGAAAGAAGCGGUUAGCCCUCGGCUCUCGACCUGUGUGGCGGCAGGUGGAUUGCAGGUGCGCGUCCAAUGGGAGGAGGCGGCAGGAGAAGGAAAUGGAGGUGUGCUGAGCGCCUGUCACACGCGGGGCUCCUCAGCAUACUGCGCCCAGCAGUUCCCUGGGGUCGCAGCUACCAUUCAGCCCCAUUGCUCAGGUUGCAAAACUGAGGCUCCCGGAGGGAUGAGCCCGGCCUCCGUGACGUUGGCCAGUGUCCUGCAGGUCAGGGGCGAGGCUCUGGCCGAGGAGGACAUCUGGGCCCUCCUGUCCCUGGCCGCCGAACAGCUCCUGGAGGAUCUUUGCAAAGAUUCCUCGGACUACGUGGUGUGCCCCUGGUCGGCCCUGCUGUCUGUGGCCGGGAGUGUUUCCUUCCAGGACCGCGUUUCUCACUUAGAAGCUGCCCCUUUCAAGGCCCCUGAGCUGCUGCAGGAGCGGAGCAGGGACGAGCAGCUCGACGUGUCCCAGGUGCACGUCUACUCCCUAGGGAUGACUCUCUUGUGGUCAGCAGGGUUCCGCGUCCCACCCAAGCAGCCCCUGCAGCUGAGCGAGCCCCUGCACUCGAUCCUGCUGAGCAUGUGCGAAGAGCAGCCUGACAGGCGGCCGCCCUUGCCGUCGGUUCUGGAAGCGUGUCAGGCUCAUCAGGAAGCAGUGUCGGUGUACCCGGCCCCUGCCGGCCUCCACAUCCAGCGGCUGGUUGGCUUGGUUCUGGGCACCAUCUCUGAGGUGGAGAGGCGCUUGGUGGGAGAAAGCUCCUCCGUGCAGCAGAGCAGGAGCUACCUGCUCAGGAAGAGGCUGCAUCAGGCGAGCGGCGAGAGCCCGGCGGCUCAGGCGCUGGGGAGUCUGCAGCCUUGCAGAGUUUCAGAGAGAAGCACAGAGACCCAGAGCUCCCUGGAGCCUCAAUCGGGCAGCUCAGCACACAGUCAUGGCAGCCUCUCCGCUCACAGCGCUUCGGCAGGUGCGACGCCUCACGACGCCCAGGAGUGUCGACGGCUCAGCUCUGCGUCUGUGCUCUCGGGGGCAGCAGAAAUCACGCUGCCAGCAACUCCUUCUCACAAGGAUCUCCUGCAAAGAAACGGGAAGUUCUCCAGGCCUGAGUUUGUCCUGCUGGCUGCAGAGGCUCCGGUGCUGCUGCACCUGCCUGGAUCCGUUGUGACCAAAAAAGGGAAGUCCUAUUUGGCUCUCAGGGACCUCUGUGUGGUCCUGCUGAGCGGGCAGUGCCUGCAGGUGAAAUGUGACAUUGAGUCCACAGCAGGUGCCGUCUUCGAGGCCGUGGUGUCCUUCGCCCACCUUGGAGAGCUCACUUAUUUUGGCUUGGCUUACCUGAAAGGUGGAGAGUUCUUCUUCCUGGACAGCGACACCAGGCUGUGGGAAGUCGCCCCCGAGGGCUGGCGAGAGAGGCCCCAGCCCUCCGGGGACCCCUUCACGCUCUUUCUGAGGAUCAAGUUUUUUGUCAGCCACUAUGAGCUGCUCCAGCACAGCCUGACCAGGCAUCAGUAUUACCUGCAGCUGCGGAGAGACAUCCUGGCGGAGCGGCUGUGCUGUGACGACGAGACAUUGCUGCAGCUGGGGGUCCUCGCCUUGCAGGCGGAGUUUGGCGGUUACCCUAAGGAGCAGGGGGAGAGCAAGGCGUAUUUUCGAGUGGAAGAGUACCUCCCGGCGAGUCUGAUUGAGAGAAUGACGGCUCUCCGGGUCCAGGUGGAGGUCUCCCAGAUGCACCGGCUCAGUUCUGCACCCCGGGGAGAGGACGCUGAGCUGCAGUUCUUGAGGGUCGCUCAGCAGCUCCCGGAGUACGGUGUGCUGGUUCACCGCGUCUUCCCAGAGAAGAAGAGGCCAGAGGGGGACACGGCCCUGGGGGUCUGUGCCACGGGAGUCGUGGUAUAUGCAGUGAAGCCCCACGGCAGGACUGCAACCCUAUGGCUUCCGUGGAGAGAGACGGGGAAGAUUUCCACCUGCCGAAAGAAGUUCAGCAUCACUAGCAGCGUCACUGGGAAAAAGCACACGUUUGUCACCGACUCCGUGAGGACCUGUAAAUAUCUGCUGGGCCUCUGCUCUGCACAGCACGGGUUCCACGCCCUGAUGGGCUCUGGACAGUCUCCCCAGGUGGCAACGGAGCCAAGUAAGUCUGUGCAAAUCGCCUGUCUGAGUCCUGCCCACCAGCGCCCAGCCCAGCCCAAGCCUCUCAGUUGGAUUCAGAGAUUGUCGUGCUCAGAACACGAGCUGUUCAUGCCUGGGCUGCCAGACACCACGGGAGGUAUGCUAAGCACAUCCCUGGACAACUUCAACGUGGGAACCAGCAAGGACGUGGGGCCCGAGGGAAUCAGAGGCAGCCUCUGCCAUGGCCCGGAGCUGCCACAGGAUGCCCGAUUCACUAAGAAGCCAGCGACUUUUGACCAUCUCCCGGGGCUGCCUGUUUGGAGCCUGAGCAGCGGGUCACAACAUAACUGGAGAGAGAGCUUUGCAGCUGAACCAGGUCGAGAAGUCGUGUGUGUGACCCUGAGGCGCGAUCCACUCCGUGGUUUCGGUUUCGUCAUUAAGGAAGGAGAAGACACAGGCCAUGCCGACCCUGGCAUUUUUGUAUCUGCUAUUAUCCCAGGGGGACCAGCAGAAAAAGCAAAAACGAUCAAACCAGGAGGGCAGAUACUGGCCUUGAAUCGCAUCCGUCUGCAGGGUUUCACGUUCAGCAUGGCGGUUAGAAUGAUUCAGAAUUCUCCCGACACCAUCGAAUUGAUCAUCUCUCAGUGUAAAGGUGUUUGCAGAAAUACCCCCGGCGAAGACAAGAACAGCACAGCUGAUGCUGCCGUCUUUUCUACAGACUUCCUGAGCCACGGGCACCAGGGGCGUUUGCCGUCACACUCACAAGAUCAGACCAGAAAUGUUGGCGAACUGGAACUAGCUCAGGAGCAGAGUGUGAUGUCCAGGCUGGGGUCUCAGCUCUCGUCUCUGCCAGUAAAGGGUGCUGGUUCCUCUCGUUCUCCAUCACCUUCAGAAACGAGUGCUGGUGGAAUCUACUUCGUGGAGCUGGUGAAAGAAGAUGGGACCCUUGGAUUCAGCGUGACUGGUGGCGUUAACACAAGGGCGCUCUACGGAGGCAUCUACGUGAAAUCCAUCAUUCCGGGGGGGCCUGCUGACAAGGAAGGGCAGAUCCUGCAGGGUGACCGGCUCCUGCAGGUGGAUGGCAUGAGUCUGUGCGGCCUCACCCACAAGCAGGCUGUGCAGUGCCUCAAGGGCCCUGGCCAGGUGGCCAGCCUGGUCUUAGAGAGAAGAAGCGCCAGGCCCGCACAGCAGUGUCCUUCUGCUAAUGACCGAACGGGAGAUGGACAGGCGGCUGUUUCCUUGGUAACAGCCGUGCCUGGCAGGCCCACGAGCUGUGUCUCGGUGACAGAUGGUCCCCAGUUUGAAGUCAAACUGAAAAAGAACACCAACGGUUUGGGCUUCAGCUUCGUGCAGGUGGAGAGAGAGAGCUGCAACCACUCCAGCAAUGAUCUCAUGAGGAUUAAGAGGCUCUUCCCAGGGCAGCCAGCUGAGGAGCACGGGGCCAUCGCCGUGGGUGACAUCAUCCUGGCAGUGAACGGAAGGUCCACCGAAGGCCUUGUCUUCCAGGAGGUGCUCCACCUACUGCGAGCCGCCCCAGAGGAAGUCACACUCCUCCUGUGCCGACCCCCAACAGGUGCACUGGCUGAUGUGGAGCCUGGCUGGCAGACACCUGUACCCUCGGCAGACGAAGAAUUCACCAGGGCAGCAUGUACUGACUCAGAGCAGAGCCCCAGUCUGGAUCGGGACGAGCGCUGGCGGGACAGCACCUCCCCAGACACGGGGGAAUGCCUGCGUCUCACGGCAGAGCCGUUCCAAAAGGCUCUCAGAGAGGUGCAAGGGGGCCAAGGCAGAGAGAGGCCCUGGGCCAGCUCCUUGACACAUGCCCCGGAGUCCCAACCUCACUUAUGCAGACUUCGCCGAGACAAGGAGGCACCACCAAUGCCUACCGCAUUGGAAAGGGACAUGAGGCAGCACUGCUAUUCUGUUUGUGACCUCCGGAGACUUGGGAGAUUUUCCUUUUCAUCCUCUCUAACCAGACUUGCCAGCGGUCUUUUCUGA
This is a messenger RNA of Lepus europaeus (European hare), 4146 nucleotides long. It is a transcript of the gene FRMPD2, whose product is annotated as FERM and PDZ domain containing 2. Gene Ontology annotation, cellular component: cytoskeleton. The transcript is spliced from 30 exons. The coding region runs from base 1 to 4146 and encodes 1381 amino acids. NCBI's taxonomy places the organism in Eukaryota, Metazoa, Chordata, Mammalia, Lagomorpha, Leporidae. Gene Ontology annotation, molecular function: protein binding. The record is from RefSeq and is a predicted model, not a curated record.